Messenger RNA from Sphenostylis stenocarpa, 489 nucleotides. NCBI's taxonomy places the organism in Eukaryota, Viridiplantae, Streptophyta, Magnoliopsida, Fabales, Fabaceae. The record is from the annotation of a GenBank genome assembly.
AUGGCGUCUGAGCCACAUGAUAGUGUUGAAUGCAUCGAACGGCAAAGGAGGAUGGUUCCACUGGAAGUGUGUACUCGCGCCGACACCCAAUCGUUUCAUAUGCUGGUUCCUCCACGUGUCACCCAACACACGUGUCACUCCUUCCACAUUUCUCGCAAACACGGUCAUCUCCUUCCACUUAACACAUCCAUAAACGGCAUGUCGCUUAACAAACCUGUAACCACCACCAGUACGCACCCUUCACGCAGCGCUUCCCCUAUCCCAACACAUCGUCCGUGGGCUCCAUCACGCAAAAAAACUCCUCCACCAGGUUCCAGUCCCGUUGGAGGGGAUUCCCGCGCCCGAAAAGUAGAAGUGGUCCGCACCGAUGUGCGAUUCCAGGAGGUGAAGUCGUUGCUACGCGCGAUAGCGAGGAGAAAGGGAGAAAGAAAAGGUGCGCUUCCUCGGGAUCUUGUGUGCGGUAGGUACUGUUUUUGUAGAGAAGAAUAG